Molecule: messenger RNA, 1257 nt
Organism: Mytilus trossulus (common blue mussel)
Lineage: Eukaryota; Metazoa; Mollusca; Bivalvia; Mytilida; Mytilidae
Product: actin-related protein 2/3 complex subunit 3-A-like
Exons: 7
Coding region: 90-623 (177 amino acids)
Biological process (GO): regulation of actin filament polymerization; Arp2/3 complex-mediated actin nucleation
Cellular component (GO): cytoskeleton; Arp2/3 protein complex
Molecular function (GO): actin filament binding
Source: RefSeq, a predicted model, not a curated record
UUAUUUUUGUUGUUGUUUGAAGCGGCCUCUCAAGGAAGUGAUUGUGGGGUGUAACAGAAACGGUCGAACAGAAACAUUGAAAAAAGAAAAUGCCAGCUUAUCACUCACAGUUUACAAACCCUCCUAAACUUAUAGGAAAUGUAGCAUUGGUUCCACUUAGAACAAGCUACAAAGGACCAGCACCAAAAGACAGUAGUGACUCAGACAUUAUAGAUGAAGCUAUUUAUUAUUUCAAGGCCAACAUAUUUUUCAGAAAUUAUGAAAUCAAGAGUGAAGCAGAUAGAACACUCAUUUACAUAACUAUGUAUGUAACAGAAUGUUUGAAGAAAAUGCAAAGAUGUAAUUCCAAAAAUGAUGCAACGAAAGAAAUGUAUACUCUAGCAUUAAAGAAUUUCCCCAUUCCUGGAGAAAGUGGUUUUCCAUUAAAUGCCAUGUUUGCUAAACCUAAAAGUAGAGCUGAAGAAGAUACCAUGAGGAACUACUUCUUACAGAUUAGACAAGAAACAGGAUUAAGGAUGUGUGAUAAAGUAUUUGAAUCAGCUACAGAUAAACCUAGCAAGUGGUGGCUAUGCUUUGCAAAGAGAAAGUUCAUGGACAAAAGUUUAUCAGCACCUGGACAAUAGGAAGACAAUUAUAGCAAUAUUUUACAUUAUUUUAAUACAAUGCUUUUAUGUCAUUUUAUUAAGAUUUUUGAUUUAUAUGAACUUUAAAAAAAUAACUAUGUCUUUUGUAUAGAACAUCUUUUUCAAUAAAUACAUAAACAUUACAUUGUGAUACAGUCAAGUAGGAACUGUUUUAUCACUUUGACAUAUAAUUGAUAGAGAUCAAUUAAUUAAUUUCAAAAUGGUGCUUGUCAUAAUUGAUAAUAACAUUUAACCUCUAUAAAUUUAUUACAUGUACUGAUAUUACCAUUCUCAAGUAAUGUUUAGGGGAUGUUCAAUAUUGAAUAGGUUCCAUUUUUUCUGUAGCCUCUGUUUUAAUGAAAAAGUAAUCGAUAGAUGACUGUCAUUAAAGAGUUAUCAAUAUGGGCCAUUUUUAUUGAUGUCCAAUAUAAAUUUUGGUUAAUAAUAAAUGUGUGAAUCCUCCAAAAAGAGAAGGAAUAUGUUUUCAUACUGGCCUACUAAGAGAGAAAAAGGUACUUAAAAUCUAUUUAAAGGAAAUCAUAACCAUGGGUACAUAUAUUGAAAUGCAUGUACUUGUAUGUGUAUAUUUAUCAAAUAAAUGAUAUUUAUUAUUAAAAAUAAAUUUUAUACACUU